Molecule: messenger RNA, 312 nt
Organism: Striga asiatica
Lineage: Eukaryota; Viridiplantae; Streptophyta; Magnoliopsida; Lamiales; Orobanchaceae
Source: the annotation of a GenBank genome assembly
AUGAUUUGGGGCAUAAAAGACCAGAUAAGGCAACCUGGCAGGAAGGCGAUUGAAAUGGGCCCAAAGCUGAUCACGGUUCCUGCGCCUCCGGAUGCUCGGCCUCCUUCAGCCGCCGCAAAACCUCGUUGUGAACCUCCACCUUCUUCCGCUGCUGCCGGCUCUUCCCUCCCGAAGUCUCCACCACCGCUAGAGCUUCUUGCCGAUUUCCAACGCGUCCUUGGAGGCCUUCGAAAUCCCGAUGUCGGGCCCGAAAUUGCUAUCCCGGCAGUGAGAUUUAUCAGGGAGAACGACGAUUUGAGGGUAAAAUGCUGA